UAUCAUAUGGUAUCACAUUAGAAUAUGGAAUCCACAAUGAGAGAAAAAGAAACUUGUCUGACGACUGACAGAGGAUCGAUACCAACAGAACAGUCAAAUAGGUUACGACUACAACAUCUAAUAGAGAGUGUAGCAACCCCGGCUGUCAGAGUGGAAUUCGACAAACAAUUUCACCCAGAUGUGCUUCAGAGGACUAUACGCCAAGGAAAAAUGCUACAUAAUAAAAACAUAACCAAGGAACAGCGUGAUUUGUUAGAACCAAAAGCAGGUAAUGUAUCGUCAAGUACGUUUGACAUUACGUUGAUGACGGUUUUCUUUAGAAAUAUAGCAAAACUAUCCAUUGGAAAACAACUUCCUCUUGUGAUUGACACAAGUACAGCGGCUGAUCUAACUAGAAUUGUUUUCUAUAGAAAUAAAAGUGCACAUGACUCAAUGGAGACGAAUGAUAUUCAAGACUUUGAAAAAGCAUACAACGUAAUAAGCGAGGCAGUUGUGAGACUCGGUGGUGAAAGAUUUAGAGGACAAUGCAAGAAGCUUAGGUUCCAGCGUCUUGAUGCUAACUUACCACCAGCUAUUAAAGAUAUUCAAGAACAUACUAUAGAUGAAUGGUCAAAAAUCGAUAACAAAUUGGUUGUUAUGACAUCUGCAAUCGAAACACUAAAAGACAAAAUUCAGAAUGAAGAUACCGUCACCGUUAUAGGUUUUUCGGGUAGUGGAAAAUCUACUGCUGUCCGAAAUGUAGCUUUGCGUUUAUCCCGAGAACAAAAAUAUCAAAUAUUUCCAGUGCUUUCACCAAAAGAUCUAAUGACGUAUUAUAUUAAAGGGAAAAGACAAUUAUUUGUUUUUGAUGACGUCUGUGGCAAAUAUUCAUUAGACAUACACAAAUUGAUGGAGUGGAAAGAUUUAUCAAUGGAUAUACGACUGCUCUUCGGAGACGGAUUAUUAAAAUGCCUCUUUACUUGUAGACCACACAUAUUCAAUGACUCACAAUUUAAAGGAGUUGAUAUCCUUUCUUCAAUAGAGCAUGAUAUAUUAUCACCUCAAUACAAUUUGUCAAAUAAUGAAAGGAUUUUGAUUGCAAAAUCGCAUCUUUGUUUUGAAGAAGUAGAAACUAUUAAACGUAUGAGUGUGUUCAACAAAUAUGAUUGUUUGCCACUUCUUUGUCAAUUUUAUUCGACAAACAGAAAUAGUAAUAUUGUCAGUUUUUUUAACAAUCCAAUUCAAGUGAUCGAAGAUGAUUUAAUAUCAUUUAAACAUGCCCCUGAUCAAACAACUUUUUCGGUGUUAUCGUUGUUUGUCAUUUAUAACAAUAAAAUCGAUAGAAAUGAUAUUAAAAGCCGGCGUUUCAGUGAAAUAUUAUCGGAAAUCUCAGAUAAUGUUAGAACAUCGUCUGCACUUUCACGAAAAGUUGUGACAGACAACCUUACAAAGUUAUCGAAUACAUAUGUACGAAUUCUAAAGGACUCUUACAGCAUAAUACACGAUAAAUGGUUUGAUACUGUCGUUUCUUUUUAUGGAAAACACAUGUUUGAUAUCAUAUUAAGACUUAGUCAUCCCGAUAUCAUACGUGACCGAUAUCAAUUUGAAAUUAACCAAAGGUAUCAAAGUAAAGAUUCACUAGUUAUUUUUGUUCCGAUGGAAAAAGAAUCAGACUAUAUGAAAAGAUUAUGCAAGGACAUAAAUGACGGAUAUGUUCAAAAAGUAUUUACUAAUAAACAACUGCAGUAUUUAACAUUUAGAUUGAAGUUUAUAGAACAAUUACGUUUGAAAUCGAAUUUAAAAAGGAAUGUACGUGCUUUUCAAGAUGUCUCGCCUUUACUGGUAGUGUCCCAACAAAACUAUCUUGAUAUAAUGGAGGCGUUACUUGAAAUUAAAGUUGUUGCAAAUGUCAUGAAUAAAUUCGGAACAACUCCUUUGUUUAUUGCUUCUGAGAAUGAUCAAGUUGGAAUGGUUAAAUUAUUGCUUACAUAUAAGUGUGACCCUAAUCAACGCAGAGGGUUAAAAAAUGGUGAAACGCCAUUGCACGUAGCUUCUGAAAAGGGCCAUAAACAAGUUGUUAAGCUAUUGAUAAGACACAACGCAAACACAAAUAUAUGUUCAACAAAUCAAGAAACUCCAUUAUACAUCGCUACAAGUAAAGGUUUUAUUGAUAUUGUUGAAAUAUUACUUGAGAACGGAAGUGACCCUAACAUUUGUGGAAAUCGCAAUUUUCCAAUUUUUAUUGCAUCACGACUCGGUCAUACCGAAGCAGUACGUUUGUUACUAGAAAGUAACAGUGAUCCAAAUUUACUUUCUGAAGAUAUAAUGCAUGAAGGACAGUCGCCAUUAUGCAUUGCCUCAAAAUAUGGUCAUACCGAAAUAGUUAAGUUAUUACUUGAACAUCGAGCAGAUUCUAAUUUAAGAGCAAAGGAUGGCUUAUUUCCUUUGUACAUAGCUUCGCGAGAGGGAUUUACCAAUAUAGUUAAACUAUUACUUGAUUUCAAAGCAAAUCAGGAUAUGAUAGUUCAUUUCAAAACAAACAAAAGACAGGCUAUGCUUUUUUUCAGAAUUGAGAUCAAAAAUCGAUUCUCCGCUUUGUGUUGCUUCAGAAAAGGGAUUUGCAGAUAUUGCCAUGUUAUUACUCCAAGAUAAAUGUAACCCAAAUUUAUGUAGACAUGACUUAAUGGACAAACGUCUAUCACCAUUAUGUGUAAGUGCAAGAUAUGAAAUGACAACUAUUAUGAAAUUAUUGCUUAAAUAUGGAGCUGAUCCCAAUUUUAAGAUUCAAGACCAGGACUUUGAAUUGCCGUUAUUCACAGCGUCAAAGAAUGGGAAUGUUCAACUAGUUACAUUAUUACUUGAAAACAGUGCUAAUCCUAAUCUAUGUUCAACUAGUCCAGGUUCGCAGGGUUGGUCACCAUUGCAUGAAGCUUGUGAAAAGGGUCAUGUAGAGAUUGUGCAAGAUCUACUAAAACAUAAAGCCGAUCAAAAUAUAUAUACAAAAGAGAGAAAAUUACCAUCACACAUCGCUAAAUCAAAAGGUCACAAUCACAUUGUUUGUCUGCUGCAGCAUUGAUCAAGAAAUACAGAAGUAUUAUUCUAAACAACUGUUUAUUGAACAAAUAAAAAUGACAAUAUGAGAGAAAGUAGAAUAAAUUGAUUUUUCA
Molecule: messenger RNA, 3146 nt
Organism: Mytilus californianus (California mussel)
Lineage: Eukaryota; Metazoa; Mollusca; Bivalvia; Mytilida; Mytilidae
Exons: 4
Coding region: 25-2631 (868 amino acids)
Molecular function (GO): protein binding
Source: RefSeq, a predicted model, not a curated record